ACUCUCGUCUUUAAUCAGACAAUCAGAGCUCAAUGUUCAGACGCCGCACGAGUGUAUUGUGGCUCGCACUGGAGAAGCUGAGAAUUUGUCGCCUCUCCACUACGCAUCUGCGACGAAAGGUGUAUCCCUGCUAUUCUUUCGAGGCGCUCGGCGGGUUGAACAGAACUUCUUUUGAUUUGACGUUUAUCAAAACCGGAUGUGUAAUUGCACAUGAGCACGUUGCUCAUGGCGUUCCAUGCAGCACAUGUGCCGCUCAUGCGUGCAGAAACGGCGUACCGUUCUCUAUUAUUGGUAAUUUCGCUGUUCCAUUCCCAAGUGAAAUGAAAACCACGGAAUUUUGACCUGUAAUGCACAGGCUGGUACGACUGGCAGAUGCUGUGUCCCUUUGCUGCAAAGAGUACGAGCGAACCUACAUAAGAGCUUACAUACCUGAUCAUGCCCCAAAAUCCGACUCAGCGCGCGCUACAGCUUGGAGUUUGUUUUCAUUCAAGGAUAACUUUUACGUUUGAGUGUCUGAAUGUAGGUCCAAAAGUAUGUGGCUGCCUGUGCAUGAU
Truncatella angustata is the source of this 554-nucleotide messenger RNA. RefSeq lists its product as uncharacterized. NCBI's taxonomy places the organism in Eukaryota, Fungi, Ascomycota, Sordariomycetes, Amphisphaeriales, Sporocadaceae. The transcript has 3 exons. The record is from RefSeq and is a predicted model, not a curated record. Bases 33 to 341 code for a protein of 102 amino acids.